This is a messenger RNA of Prorocentrum cordatum, 2555 nucleotides long. The record is from the annotation of a GenBank genome assembly. NCBI's taxonomy places the organism in Eukaryota, Dinophyceae, Prorocentrales, Prorocentraceae.
GAGCUGCUGGCCGGCCAUCAUGCCCGUGGACUUCUCGGGGCCCAUGGGGCCGAAGCUCUUCAUCUGGGGCGAGCCCGUGCUGCGCAAGUACUACACCGUGUACAACUGGCGGGAGAAGAGCGUCGGCUUCGGCCUCGCGAGGCACGUCCCGGAGGGCCCGGGCAGCACCGCGGGCGGCCGCCGGGCGCCAGACGUGCGCCGGGGGCCCCUUCUGGAGGCGCUGCUCGAGGCUAAGGGCGGCCAGUGCGCAGGCAGGGCAGAGGUGGCAGAGGUGGCAGGUGCCGCAGGCACCGUGAAGUUCCGCGGGUUCGAGAUCCCAGAUGACCAGCUGGUGGAGCUGGCCGAGGUCGACGAGAGCGCGGCGGCAGAGUGCCAGAAGUUCAAGGAGCAGCUGGAGGAGUGCCAGAAGGGGGGCGAGGGCACGCUGGCCGACGCGGCGAAGCGAAGGGCUGAGGCGGAGCGGAUAAGCAACGAGUUCUUCGCGCAUGCCCAGUCCAGGGAGGAGCGGCUCAAGCUGGUGGCCAACCAGGCGAGGGCGCGGGCCAGGAACGCUUCCAAGAAAAGGAAGGUCGAGGGCGCAGCAGGAGACGCGGGGGCUGCCCAGGUAAGGAAGCCAAAAGCUGGCGCGGCAAGCGGAGGGGCGAGCGCGGCGGUGGUGGCAGGAACCAAGGGGGACGCCAUGGAGGACACGGCGGCCUCUCUGCAAGGGCAGCCUGGGCGGGGUGGACCUCGGCGGGUAGCGCACGACCUCGCGGUGGAGACCGAGGACGGCGACGGGGCCGUCGCAGAGGAGAUGCUCAAGGAGACGGACUUCUGGGCGCACAGCGAGGCCGAUGGGGAUUGGGAACGGCAGGUGCCCAGGCGCCGAGGCGACCGCACCUUCGACGACGCGAGGCCCGACGCCAAGUACCUGGAAGAUGGGCAGGCGCGACCUGUGCGAGGUUGCGGGCAGUCGACAACGGGGCUGCGGGGCACAGAUGGAAGGACAGCGGAGGAGGAGGCGCUGGCGGCGGAGGCGUGCCAGACCCUCGCGGAUGUCGAAGAGGCCGACGCGAAGAUCAAAUGUGCGCCAGGGAGUUGCAGCGCGCUCGGGGUGGCGGACGCAUCGCGGAGGCCGCCCAACCCCCUGGAGGCAGACGUGGAGGAGACCAGGCUCUGCGGCGUCAUGGCGAGCAGGGCUGCGAAGUGGGCCCCGAGGCUCAGCGACGCGGAGGCGGGCCGAAGCUCGCGGUUGGAGUGGUGCACCAGGUGCGCGCUGGCGGCGCUGCAGACGCCCGCGCGGAGCGGGCGGGUGGUGGCGGCCAAGGGCGAUGGCUCGCUAAGGCAGCUAGCCGAGGAGGUUUGCGAGGAGGCAAGGACGAGCAGGCGCCAUAUAAUGGCUCUGGUGGAGCAUCUAAAGAUGCUAGGGCAUGAGGCGAACGGGGCGACGAACGCCACGGCCAACAGGACCUCGGCGGCGGCGGAGCUCGACCACAAGGGGGGGGCGGCGAAGAUGAAGGAUCAGAUGGGCACGGUCUGGACGACCGACACCAACAGUUGGAACUCGGCAGCCAGGCUGCUGGAGGAGGCGCGGAGCAAGGGCAUGAGGCUGCCCGAGUACGUGCUGCUGCAGGAGCACCGCGGCAAGACCAAGAAGGCGGCCAUGAGGGUGUGCACCUGGGCACGCUGGCGCGCGUGGACGGCAGCCGCGGACCAGGCGUGGGCAUUGUCUCUGGAGUCGAGCGGAGGUACGGCGGUGUUGACGACGAGGGGGAGAGGCAGCAAGCAUGCAAGGAUGCUCAGGCUCAGAAGCCACAUGUUGGUGGCGAUGGAGGUGGACUUGGACCUGCAGGUUAAGGUGAUCAUAGCGUCGGCGCAUCUCGAGCACAGUGCUGGCCUGGAGGGGGACAUGCAGCUCCCGGAGACAAUAGGAGGACAGGCGAGAGGUCAGGGGAGGCCCUGGGUCACAGGAGACGACUGGAACAUGGACCCGUGUCUCUUCCAGGAUUGUGCCCACAAGAAUCUGCGCGUGGUCAUCACCAGCGGAGAGGCGGGCCGCUGCCAGGGUUGCGGCCUGGACCCCGUCCCGCGCCACGAUGCUCAUUGCUUGGCGCGUUGCGUUGCGGUGUUCCGCACCUUGCGGCCCCGGCGCGCUGCUGAGGUGACCGGCCUGAAGCUCCUAUCCGAGAGCCUGAAGGGCAAGAUCCGCUACAGCAUGUUCGAGCUCUACAUCAGCCGCCACGCCCUCUUCCGCGUGUGGGUGUCCGUGGACCCAGCGCUCGCGCACAUGCUGUGCAGGAAAUGCCAGGGGCGCCACCAGGACGAGAAGAGGUGCCUGGAAUUCCAGUACACACGCACCCAGGACGACCUCUUCCAGGCGGGAGUCGGCGCGGAGAGCGUGUACCUGCUCAUCAGCGGCAAAAUGGAGUACGUCCAAGAGCCGGACUUCUCGCCCGUCCUGGACUCGGCCACCCAGCAGGUGCCCGAGGGCUCGUGGCUGGCGGAGCCAGCGCUGUGGGCCGAGUGGAAGCACGUGGGCACCGCCCUGGCGACCGCCUACUCGAGGGUGAUGAAGG